Heterostelium album PN500 is the source of this 291-nucleotide messenger RNA. RefSeq lists its product as uncharacterized. The record is from RefSeq and is a predicted model, not a curated record. The transcript has 2 exons. NCBI's taxonomy places the organism in Eukaryota, Evosea, Eumycetozoa, Acytosteliales, Acytosteliaceae. The coding region runs from base 1 to 291 and encodes 96 amino acids.
AUGACACAAUGCAUUGAACAUCAUAAAGAUCUUAGUCUAUUCUGUACAGUUUUUAAUGAAAUAAAAAUAAAAGAUGACAAUAAUAUUAUUGAUGAUAAAUAUAAAGAGAAGGUUACAAUUGAUAUAGAUAAAUUAAAAGAUAAUAAAAAUAAUAAUAUUAUUGCUAUUGCUAUCAUUGAAGGACGUACAAUUCAAGUUGACCCAGAUGCCAAUGAAAUUUUAGUCUUAACUCCAAUGAUCAACGUUUAUUAUGAAGAUGACCUUCCUAAGAUUUAUCUUUUUUGUCAAUGA